Lathyrus oleraceus (garden pea) is the source of this 1610-nucleotide messenger RNA. RefSeq names its product F-box/kelch-repeat protein At3g06240-like. The record is from RefSeq and is a predicted model, not a curated record. Gene Ontology annotation, molecular function: protein binding. Lineage: Eukaryota; Viridiplantae; Streptophyta; Magnoliopsida; Fabales; Fabaceae. Bases 246 to 1475 code for a protein of 409 amino acids. The transcript has a single exon.
GAUUUUUUAAUCCCCAAAGUAACACAACAAAUAAGUUCCAGAGAAAUGCAUAAGGGUUUCAUAGAAGAGAAAAAGGCACAAGCUAUAGAAGGUUUCUAUCACUUAGCUAAUUUUAUUGAUAUUCUGUUGAGUAGUUUUACAUUAUCUUAGAGUUGUUUUGGUAUACACAUAAUUUAUGGAAAUGUUGUUUGAAGUGAGUUUUCACACCUCAAUUGGAACCAAAACACGGUUCGUUUGAGUCGAAGAUGGAGAAAUCUCCAGCGGCGAGCGAUGCGAUUGAAGGGAUAAAGGUAAGAAGCAAUGUUCAUAUUCCUGAUGAUCUCGCCUUUUCCAUUCUAUCAAAAUUACCUCUUAAAUCCUUGAAGCGUUUUGAAUGUGUAAGCAAAUCAUGGUCGCUCUUGUUUGAAAACCCUCGUUUUAUGAACAUGCUACGCAAUCAUUUUACAUCUAAUAAGCGUUCUGAUUAUGGUGAUACAUUUCUCUUCCUAAGUGCGGCUGAUUCGCCUCUUACAUAUGUUGCGUUCUAUUUGCUCUCCAAUGAGAAGUUUGAGAAUAGAAUCAAAUUUGAUUUGCCACCUCCAUGUCAAGAGGAUGACACUUUCCUUUAUAUUUUAAGUUCGGUUUGUAUUAAUGGUUUUUUCUGCAUGGGGCAAGAUACUCGUAGAGGACUGGUAAAUACCUUCCGAGCUGUAUUAUGGAAUCCGGCUACCUCGGAUUUUAUGGUUAUUCCUUCUAGUCCCGAUGAGCAUGUACCACCAUAUCGGAGUCCAUAUUUUGAUUUUCAGGGAUUUGGUUAUGAUCACAUGAGAGAUGACUAUAAAUUGAUUCGAUAUAUAUCAUUUUUUCCUGUAACCGACGAAGAUGAAGAUAUGCCAUUGGAAGAUAAAUCGUAUGAACCCUUGUUGGAGAUAUAUAGUCUUAGAAGUAACUCUUGGAGGAUACUCGAGAUCGAUAUGCUUGAUAUUCGUGAUUUUACUUAUGCUCAACCGCGGAUCGGAGUCUACUUGGAUGGAGUUUGUCAUUGGUUGGGUACUAGAGAUUUAUAUCAGAUUGAAGGUUGCUUGGUGUCAUUUGACAUGAGCAACGAGGUGUUGUUUAUGACACCUAUACUAGACAUAGAUGAAAGCUGUGAUUUGAUAUUUAUAAAGAGACACCUAGUGGUGUUAAAUGAGUCUAUUGCUUUGAUCUCAAAUUGCUUAAAAGCUACUACUUUUCAUAUUUCAAUUUUGGCUGAACUCGGUGUGAAGGAAUCAUGGAUCAAAUUAUUUAUUGUUGGGCCCAUACCUUCCAUUGAGUACCCCAUUGGAGUAGGGAAGAAGGGUGACAUUUGCUUCAAACAAGAAAACAAUGAACUAGUCUGGCUUGAUUUAAGCACCUUGGUAACUACAAAGAUUGGUGUCAAGGGAGUGAUAUAUGGUUGUCAGAUAGGAAUUUAUAAGGAAAACCUUCUUUCAACGGGAGGAUUUAAUAGUUAGUUGUUUUCUUGUUUUCUCCCGAGAGCCAUAUGACUAUGGUCAUUUGGAUUUCCAGCAUGUAUGCCAAGUGGCUUCUCAACUGUAGACUCCAUAGUUAUUAUCAAGUAUAUGAAAAAUUAAGAAGCCAUUUGAUUA